ACUGCAGGACAGACACUGAGCACAUAAACAACAUGAUGGUGAUACCACUGCAAAGAAAUACAACAGAUUCACAAGUGUCUGCACAGACCUCAUCACUGUCACAGCCUGACAGAGGUAAGGCUCUGUGUUCUAUAUGUGCCGACAGAGCCACAGGUAAACAUUAUGGUGCAUCCAGCUGUGAUGGUUGCAAGGGCUUCUUCAGGAGGAGCAUUCGCAACAACCACACUUACAACUGUAGGUUCAACAGGCAGUGUAUUGUGGACAAAGACAAAAGGAACCAGUGUCGUUCCUGCAGACUCCAAAAGUGUUUCAAGGCUGGAAUGAAAAAGGAAGCUGUUCAGAAUGAGAGAGACUGCAUCAACGGCCAGAGAGCCAAAGGCCCCCAAACACUGGGCACUCUGUCCAUCAGCGUGCUGCUGAGGGCAGAAGCUAGUGUGCACCAGCUCUCAGCACUGGUCUCACCUUGGUGCCAUGACUUCCACACCAAGAAGACAGCAUGUAUGGGAGACAUGUUUGAGUCCAUGAAGCAGCAACUCCUCCUGCUGGUGGAAUGGGCGAAACACAUCCCUGAGUUCUGCAGCCUCCCAUUAGAUGACAGGGUAACCCUGCUACGAACCCACUCUGCAGAAAAUCUUAUUCUAGGCGCAGCAAGACGCUCUCUGCCCUACAACAAUCUCAUUCUUUUAGGUAACAACUUUGUGAUCCCCCUGAGAGGUGCAGAAGUGGAGGUGUCUAAAGUGGCUUUCAGAAUCCAAGAGGAGCUGGUAAAACCUCUCAGAGACCUGGACAUCACAGACAAAGAGUUUGCCUGCCUCAGAACCAUUGUCUUCUUUGCACCAGACUGUCCAGGUUUGAGGAGUCCUCAGGUGGUUCGACACUUACGUUUGCAGGCCCAUCUGCUGCUUGGAGAAGCAACCUGUGAGCGUCGAGGAAGGUUGGGAGAGCUCCUGUUGAUCCUGCCUUCCCUGCAGAGUGUAGCCUGGCAGAUGGUGGAAACUCUCCACUUAGCACAGCUGCUAGGUGAAGCCAGAAUGGACAGCCUGUUGCAGGAGAUGCUGCUGGGGGAGGCAGCCAAAGCAGGACAGAGACUGUGCACAGCAGCUUCCCUGCUGCCCACACAGACUGGCACUGAGGUGUACAGACAUGGUGAUGCUGCCAACGUGCCCACAGCAUAG
Molecule: messenger RNA, 1175 nt
Organism: Monopterus albus (swamp eel)
Lineage: Eukaryota; Metazoa; Chordata; Actinopteri; Synbranchiformes; Synbranchidae
Gene: hnf4b
Product: hepatic nuclear factor 4, beta
Exons: 9
Coding region: 33-1175 (380 amino acids)
Biological process (GO): regulation of DNA-templated transcription
Molecular function (GO): zinc ion binding; RNA polymerase II cis-regulatory region sequence-specific DNA binding; DNA-binding transcription factor activity
Source: RefSeq, a predicted model, not a curated record